Molecule: messenger RNA, 7391 nt
Organism: Cherax quadricarinatus
Lineage: Eukaryota; Metazoa; Arthropoda; Malacostraca; Decapoda; Parastacidae
Product: trichohyalin
Biological process (GO): protein deubiquitination
Cellular component (GO): cytosol; nucleus
Molecular function (GO): protein binding; cysteine-type deubiquitinase activity
Source: RefSeq, a predicted model, not a curated record
ACUCGCCCCAUCACAAUGGUACACGCUUGCCCGUACAACACGUUAUCAAUGACUAUCUUAUCAAGUCUUAUGGUUGGCAGGUACACCUCGUUGUACACCCGCCCUGUUAGUUUGUCCACACUGCGUGUUGCUAUAGUUGUGUAUGUGUGUAUAUCCACACGGUGUACUGCUUUUGUGAUUCACUGUGCCACACGGUGUGCUGCUUUCGUGAAGCUUGACAGAACGCUGGUCAGAAGAACUGUAAAGACGGAGGGAAGAGGAUCACAAAACACAGGUCACGACAUGGCAGAUGUCCACAGAAAAUUUAUAAGGAGCGCCCGUCAGGGUGACCUGAGUGGGGUGAGGGAGGCACUGAAUAAGGGCGUGGGCGUGGUCCAGGUGAAUGGCUUGGACCAGGAGGCUUCAGGGCGUGGGCGUGUGGCCCUCCAACACGCCAGUGAGGGCGGUCACCUGCCUGUUGUAAACCUCCUGCUCCAAGCAGGUGCUGACCUUCAUAUACGCAGCAAGAAGCCUGGAGACCAAGGAGGAACAGCACUUCACUUGGCAGCAGAGGCUGGGCACACACACGUCAUGGAGGCUCUACUGAUGAACCACGCUGAUCCGGAGGCCCUUGAUGACAAAGGCAGACGGCCGGCGCACUGGGCAGCUUACACAGGUCAGCUGAAGUCCCUGGAGGUGCUGAAGGAUUACAAGUGUGACCUCCACUCCCUGGACAACGAGGGGUCAUCGGUGUUGCACCUGGCUGCCGCUUACGGUGACUUGGAGGUGGUCAAGUGGCUGGUACAUAACAAGGUGAGCUACGACCUCAGGGACCACAGGAACCGCCUGCCGAAGGAUGUGGCCCGAGUUCUGGGACUGAGUGAUGUUCAUCACUUCCUGAAGCAGUGCGCCACCACCAAGGUUAACAUGUCUUGGGGACGAGCCAAGAGGACCUCCAGUCUCUACUCUGAAGAAGACACCACUCAAGACACUGUGGAUAACUCACAAGGAGACAACAGCCUUGAAACCAGCAUAGAGGAAGAAGAGGAAGUGGAGAGGGCUAGAAGGAUGAGUGAUGAAGAGGAACAGGCAUGGUGGAAAAGGAAGAAGGAGGACGAGGUCAAGAAAAAAGAAAAGGCGGAAGAGGAGGCCAGAAGGAAGAGAGAUGAAAAGGAGAAGGAAGCUAGAAGAAAGAGAGAGGAAGAAGAGGAGAUGGACAGAAAGCAAAGACGAGCAGAAGAGGAGGAGGUUAGAAGGAUGAGAAAGGAGGAAGAAGAGAAGGCUAUGAUGCAGAGGCGGGCAGAAGAAGAGGAGGCUAGAAGGAUGAGAAAGGAGGAAGAAGAGAAGGCUAUGAAACAGAGGCGGGCAGAAGAAGAGGAGGCUAUGAAACAGAGACGGGCAGAAGAGGAAGAGGCUAGGAGGAAGCGACAAGCGGAAGAGGAAGAUGACAGGAGGAAGCGACAAGCGGAAGAGGAGGAGGCUAGGAGGGAAAGGAGGCAAGAGAUAGAGGCCAAAGAGAGGGCUCUUUCAUCUCUACGAGAGGAGGUGGAGCAGCAGCUUCAGAAGCUCGAGUCUGAGCGUCUCCUUGUAACAGCCGGCCAGCAGAAGCUUCAGCAGUUGCUUGAACAGGACCUGAGCGGUGAUCAGACCACCUCUGCACUGAAGCAGCAGCUGACUCAGGUCACCCAGGAACUGACGAACUUCAAAAGGCAAAAUCUCGACAGUCAGAAGGAACUAGAGGAGAUGGAAAGCGAGAUGCUGGAACGAGAAGAGGCUCAGAAAGAGACCAUCAAAGCGCUCAACAGAAGACUGGAGGAAGCUUCCCUCAACCUGACUGAACACCAGCAAGCCUUGGCCCUCUGUCAGUCUCAGCUUCGUGAGAGAGAGAAGGAGUUGAGGAUGGAGCAGCAGAAGGUGGCUCUUCUUGAGGAGGAGGUGGAGGAGGAGGAGCAGAAGGUAGUUCAUCUAGAGAAUGAAGUGAAGGUGGAACAGGAGAAGGUGGCCCUUCUGGAAGAAGAAGUAGAGGAGUAUCAGCAGAAGCUGGACCGUCUGGAGAAGGUGGAAAGUGGAAAUCGCAGGCAGGAUGCCCAAACUCACUCCAAAAUCACUGCUCUGCACUCACAGAUCCAGCACCAGGAAGAGAGAAUACAGGAACUAUUGAUAAAUGAGAAACAGAUUAAGCAAACCAACGAUGACGUAAAUAAGAAAAUCAUUCAUUUAUAUGAGAAAACUGAAGAAUAUAAAGAAAUAGUCUGCAAUCUUCAGGGAGAUCUGGUUAACAAGGAGAAGGAGCUUGAGGAGAAAGAGGUUGCACAUCACCUGACAGUGGCCAGCCUCAAUGCUGAAAUUAAUUCUCUGGAGGAGAGAGUCAGCCACCUCCAGGAACAACGGGAGAAGCUGCAAGUGUUGCAAGAGCAGGACAAGACAAACAGACAGACCAUCGCUACUCUUACCCAACAAUUGAACCUUGUUGCUCGCAGGCAAGACGAGGAUAAUAACAAAGUUCUGAAUGAUCAGAACGAACUGAAGGAGAGAAUGAGAGAACUACUGGAACAGGAGAAACUCACCAAGAAGAACAUGGAAGAACUUAAGAACAGUAUCUACCACAUGUCUCUCACACUCGCAGAACAGGAGAACGAUAUACAAACUUAUAAGGUGAGGUUACUCGACAAGGAGAGAGACUUGGAAGAAGCACAAACUUUACAUCAACACACUGAGAACACUCACAAGGAGCACACCCAGGGUCUCACAAGAACACUUGAGGAAGUGCAGCUCCAGCUCAGAGAACAGCUGGAGAAGAACAAGAACAUCAUGGAAGACCAUGAAAGAAGCAUGCAGUUCAUGUCAGACAAACUCAAAAUACAUGAAGAGGCAAUUGAAACUUAUAAGAGAAGGUUGAGUGAGAGAGAGAGGGAGGUAGAGGAGGGAGAAGAGGAGAGACACAAGAGGAUUGCUGCUCUGAGGAAAGAGGUGGAGAGUCUGUCACAAAAACUGGAUGAAGAAAGACUCACAAUAUCCACUCUCAAGAGUGAGCAGCAGGAGAGAGAGAGACAGCUGCUAGAACAGGAGAGACUGAGCAAGAAGAACAUAGAAGAACUUAACAAGAACAUUGAGCAGCUGUCUGACAAGCUCAGUGAACAAGACGCCACUGUUGAGGCCUUACAGGAAGAGUUGGACAGCAGGGAGAGAGAGGUGCAGGAGAGGCAGGGAGAACACCAGCAGGCUGUGACAGCCCUCACGGAGGAAGUGAAAGUUCUGGAGCAGAAGUUGGACCACCUCCAGAGGCAGCAGGAGGAGAGGCAGGAGGAGGCGAGGCAGCAGCAACACACACACGAAGCUCUCAUCACUGACCUCAACGACAAACUGGAGGAGAGUUGCCGGAGGCUGCACGAGGCUCAGAACAACAUCUCCUCAUAUCAGAUUCAGCUGAGGAACAAGGACAAGCAGCUGGAGCAACGGGAGAAGGCCAGCCAGCAGACCGUCGAUCUGUUGAAGGAGAAAGUGGAGAGCCUCUCACACUUGUUGGAGGAGGAGGCAAAGAAAGUGAAAGCCGCUAAGGUGUUGGAGGAGGAGUUGGGACGACUGCAGGACCAAAAUACUGCCGACACAAAGACCAUCUCCAUCCUGAGGGAACAACUCAUUCAGCUGACUCGUAUGAUGAAUGAGGAGAAAGACAAGUCUCAGGACCUCCAGAAGAAGAAAGAAAAGAGGAUCGAGGAGUUAGUGAAACAAGGUGAGACCUUCAAGAAGAUCAUCAACGACCUUAACAAUAACGCAGAAGCCAAGAAUCACAAGAUGAGAGAGUACGAACAGAUUAUCUCAUCGGAUCAGCUACAACUGAGAGAGGCCAGAAGACAGCUGGAGGAACACAAAGCCUCGAUGACCCAGCACACAGUGGCUCAACUGAACGAGAAACUCAACCUUCUAUCACGGAACCUCAUCAGUGUGCAGGAGAGCGAGAGGGAGCUGAAAGAACAGCACAAAGUCAACCUGAUGAACAUAGACGACCUGACCAACAAGCUGAAGGAAUACGAAAAGUUGCUUCGAUCCUACAAGGUGAAGGAGAUUGAACUUCUUGAACAGGACGAUGUUCACAGAACCAACAUCGCUGAGAUGAACAAGAAGCUGAGAGAACAAGAACAGACCAUCCGCUUGUACCAGACGCAGCUUCAAGAAGCGUCACGGAGACCACAGGAAGCAAGGGAGGAGGAGACCAGUGUCCAGCAGGUGGUCUCCAGACCACAGGAGACCUCAGCCGUCCAGAGGGACCAUUCUGGGCCACACUGGAGGUCAGGGGUCAGUCUGAGGGUGGCGUCACCAUCAGGUCUGCCCAACCUUGGCAACACUUGCUACAUCAAUGUUAUUGUUCAGUGUCUCUUCAACAUCAACAGCCUCAGAGAUUACUGCAUAAGAGACUCAUACAGGAGAGACAUCAACCAGAGCAGCGAGCAGAGGGGAGAGGUUGUCUCUGCUGUGGCUCAGCUCUUCAAGGCUCUGCACUCAGGCCUUGAGAAGGACGUGAAAGAUAAAGUACAGCUUUUAAAGCAUGUUAUUGGUGCCCACGGUGACCAGUACCGCGGGACACAACACCGGGACGCCCACGACCUGCUCGCUGACCUCCUCAGAUGGCUGCACAACGACCUGGUGAAUGCUGCUGGGUCUUCCCUCGUCUCACGUCGCCUGCGGGGAGAGAACAAUGUGGUCACCGUCUGUGAGAGGUGCGGGAAGGAGGUGUCACGGGCCACAGACAUCUUCACUAUACUAAGUCUUCCCGUCGCCCCCAGCAGGAUGUGCUCACUCCAGGACCUGAUUAGGACAUUCUACCGACGCCAGAAAGUGGACAGGGAGUGUUCACAGUGUAGACGACUCAACACCUGCCACAGAGACAAGUUCAUCACUCUACUCCCACCUGUCCUCAUUAUACACCUCAGGAGGUACAGCAGCGCUGACGAGAGGGAGAGAAGAACCUGGGUCACCUUCCCUGCUGACGGUCUCUCUCUGCAGGACCACACACACGCCAACUACCACAGUCCAACAUACGAGUUGUUUGCCGUGGUGAACCACGAGGGCCCCAUCAGCAGUGGUCACUACACCACCUUCUGCAGGAACCAGCACGGCAAGACCUGGCGUCUCUACGACGACCUCCGUGUGAGCGAGACCGACCUCGAGACCGUCCUCGAGGAGAGCCAAGCACAGAUACUCUUUUACACUGAGAUGAAGCAGAGCGUCAGGAUAUAACAUGGGAGUCUGUGCAGUGUGAAGUCAGGAUGUAACAUGGGAGUUUGUGCAGUGUGAAGUCAGGAUGUAACAUGGGAGUCUGUGCAGUGUGAAGUCAAGAUGUAACAUGGGAGUUUGUGCAGUGUGAAGUCAGGAUGUAACAUGGGAGUCUGUGCAGUGUGAAGUCAGGAUAUAACAUGGGAGUUUGUGCAGUGUGAAGUCAGGAUGUAACAUGGGAGUCUGUGCAGUGUGAGUCAGGAUAUGGUAUGGUGGUGUGCGUAGUGUGAGACCAGGGUCGGUAGGGGAGGUAGACAAUAUGGGGGACUGCCUGUGUCUUCCCCGCUCUCACACACACAUACACACACACACAUCGUGCAAAAUUUUUUUAGUAGCACAGUGUUUACACUUUCAUUUUUCUCUCUGGGAUGUACCAUGCAUUGUCUAUAGUGGUGUGUUAUGUAUAGUAGUGUGUUGUGUAUAGUGUCGUUUUGUAUACAGUGAUGUGUUGUAUAGUGGACCCCAAUUGAAUUAAGUCACUAUACAUAUGCUGCUAGGUAUGAUAAUUGUAUUUAUGUGUACCUGUACCUGAAUAAACUUGCUUAUAAGGGAGAGUGGACAACUCUGACAAGGUCAGCUAGGACUCCCUCUCUUUGUCACCUUCCACGAGGCCGUGAGACUGCCAGCCACAUUUGGGUCUACGCUGUCCUCCACUAUGAAUCACCAUGGAAUGUGCCUUUACCCUACAUGGGUCGUUACCCGUCCAGCUUAAGUUUACCGGACAGAUGGAGGGAUGGCAGAGGAUGUUGCAACUAGCCAGCCACAAAGCCAGGGAAACAGUGCAUCUAACAAUGAGAGAAGAGGCACAUGUCAGGUGUCUCUGGAGCAUAUCGGACCCUCGGUAGGAGUGGCCUUAUCCGUGUGAACAAUGGGUGUGCUGGGUCGCAUAUGCUUCCUGCAGAGAGCACUCCACAGCCUCCACAGGCAGGGGAGAACUCCAGUGGCAACGUCUUCAGUUGCGAUGAUCUGAUGGCAUUCAAAGCCAGUGCUGACAGUACUCUAUCUCAUAUUUUUAUAGCUGCUCGCCCUUUGCUGCAGGGAAAUUCACUGACCUUCUAAAGCAGGUAAAUGGAGGGUCCACUGACUUAGAAGCCCAAGGCACAAUUAAGAUUUUAACUUGCCUUAUGUAUCUUAAUUUUUUCUCGACCAUGGACCUGCUUGAUUAACUUCCUCAGCCUCUUGAAAAUCAAUUGGAUGGUUAAAAUCUCUCACAUAAAUAAACAGAGCAUUAGCCACUUGACCAGCUCUAAUACUAUAUUUAUAUUGUUGUAAUCUUAGUUCAGACUUUUCCCAGUUUGACCGUAAUAAACUUGAUCACAUUUUUUACAAGGAAUGUUGUAGACACCCUUCAGUAUUUUUGAGGGAUUUUUUUUAUCAAUUUUUUUUACUGUAUCAAGAUUUUUAAAUACCACUCUGAUAUAAAAAUUCUUAAGGAGAGAAGGUAUAUCAAGAAUUAAGAAUUUUAAUAUCAAAGUUGUAUUUAAAACCUUGGUAAGUCUUGUGUACCAUAUUAAGUAAUAAAAUAUACCUAUUUAAAAAAAGGAAUGGAUGGUAAGGGAAAUGGAAUACUUGAAUGGCUUCAGGAAGAAAUCCAAAUAUUUUCCCAAAAUUGCCCAAAUAGAUGUUUUGGCGUUUUUGGAUAGUUUUACUGCUAAAGGCCUUGGAUGGCUUGUUGUUGAGGGAACGAUGAACAGUGACAAAUAAAAGGAAAUUUCGGCAACUCAUUUGCUUCCCAUUGUUGAUAAGGACUUUCCUGGUGGAGAAGACAUUUUCCAGCAGAAUCUUGCUCCAUGCCACACUUCCUUCUAGAAAAAUGCUGACAUUCUUCGAAAGAGUGGGGCUAAGUGUUCUAAAUUUGACUGGAAACUCUCCUGACCUCAAUUCAACUGAGAAUCUAUGGGCAAUAACUCAACACAGGAUAGCAAAACAGGACUGUUCGUCUGUGGAGAAGCUAAUUACUGCUGUUAUUAGGACCUGGUACCACCACGAAGAACUUUCCCAACUGUGUUAAAUUUGGGUGGAUUCUAUGCCGCAGCGUGUAGCAGUGAUUAUAAAAGUAAAGAAUAGUCAUCUUUCUUAUUAAAUUCAUUAUCUGCCAUAUAAUUGCCUUGUAAUUUCUCAAAUAAACAUUAAUUUUC